AUGGAUUUGGCGUUUAUUCACAACAGAAAACCAAUUAGUUUCUUAGAAGUAGACGCCCCAAGGGUAAAUGAGAAAGACGCCUAUAACUUUUUAGAGUCGAAGUUUGACAUGUACCAGAUAACACCGUAUGAUUCUUAUCAAAAAGCAAGAUCCUUUGCAUUCUUAGAGCACCUUCUGAGGAUUACAACUCCUAAAGUUGAAAUUGUCAGGUUUAUGAGUGGGACAAAUUCUAUUUUAGCAAAAAAAUUCACUGAGAUUUUAAAAAUAAAUGAAGGUGCCCAAGGUGAAGCGUUAAAAAUGUUGCAAAAUGAAAUCUCAGAAGAGGAUCUUAGCUCGAUUCCACCCAAUCUAAAUCAUUUGACAACUUACAAGCUGCAAAAAGGCCAGCUAAUGGUAUACGAAGAGCCUGAUAAUAAAAGAAUGAGGUCAUAUUGCUAUAUUUUGAUAUCGAAAAAAAGGUUUUUUAUUUUAUACACCCCAAUUAUGACUUUUGUAGAUGGUUUUGACCCAUUCUCAGGAAAUAAAAUAACUCCUCUAAUCCCUCCAAAUUUUGUAGCUUGCUCUGCAAGGGUUUUAUAUAUCAACUAUAACAAAAACUACGAUGAAGCCUUUCCUGCAAUUCAGCGAAGAAUUACUAAGGAGCCUUCAAUAAAAGGUCCACCAAAGAUUGAAAAGAUUGAGAAAAAGCCGAGCGGGAUGUCAGUAUUUAAUGCAGAUGAUGACAAAAUCCUUGAGCCUACUGCCUCAGAGCCAAUAUUUUCAGAAGAAAGCUUCAAAGAAAGCGAAAUCAGGCCACCCCAAAGGCAGGAAAAUGAAGAAAUAGAAGAAGACGAAGAAUUUUCUGUUGAUGAUAUUAACUUUAAUACAGCCAAAGAAGAGUCUGAAGAGGAAACAGAAACUGAAACAAUGCCAGAGCCUGACUUUAAAGCAAUUCAGUGGAAAAACACUGAAAGAAAAAUCCGUAGUAAUAGAGAAGAACUGUGUGGAGCUGGGAGCUGUCUAUUAUUUUAA
Blepharisma stoltei is the source of this 1011-nucleotide messenger RNA. NCBI's taxonomy places the organism in Eukaryota, Ciliophora, Heterotrichea, Heterotrichida, Blepharismidae. The record is from the annotation of a GenBank genome assembly.